This is a messenger RNA of Plectropomus leopardus (leopard coralgrouper), 1546 nucleotides long. RefSeq names its product lymphocyte cytosolic protein 2b (gene lcp2b). The record is from RefSeq and is a predicted model, not a curated record. Gene Ontology annotation, biological process: cell surface receptor protein tyrosine kinase signaling pathway; intracellular signal transduction. Lineage: Eukaryota; Metazoa; Chordata; Actinopteri; Perciformes; Serranidae.
CACCACAAACAUGCUUAUAUUAAGGAAAGAGAGGUCAUUCUAAACUUUCAUUUUACAAGGUAGGUUGAGCAUGUUUGUUUGUUGAGCUUGCUUCAGUCAUUAAACCCUCAGUUUUUUGCUGGAUGUGAUACAUACAAGAGAUAAGCAUGAGUUUGAACAGUGUUCCCUCUAAAGUGGAGGUGAUGAGAUGGAAUCCCCAAAGUCUUGCUGACUACAUGAGGAGGCUUAAGUUAUCUGGCUGCGACAAAUUGGUGAUAAUGAGCAGCAUAAGUGGAGCACAGUUCAUGCAAAUGAAAACAUCUGACCUUCAAAUGUUCCCCAGCCUUUAUGUCCCAAUAAUCACUAAGAUUCAAAGUGACAUCAACAAAGGGGAUCAGAAGAGGGCCUUUGGUCAAAAAUUAACGACACAGAAGCUCCCAAAACAAGUAUUUGUACAGGAGGAUGAAGUUUGGGACUCUGAUGAGUUUGACAAUGACAGUGACCACGACUAUGAAGGUCCCAGCCAGGAGGACGGGGACGACGGCUACAUCUGUGCCCUGACAGAGCCACAAACAGCUGAGCAACAAGACAGUGACGACAACUAUGAAGAGAGCUGCCAGAGGCCUUUCUCUGCAGACAAAAUGACGCCACCUCGACAUCCAAAUCCUGUUCAUGAGCUGACCCCUGCUGACAGGACUUCAAAACCUCCGCACCCGCGUCCACCAAAAAUGAACUAUACCACUCCAAGACCUUUCAAAGCACCAGCCAGCCAUCCCAAUCUGCAUAUCGACAGGAGCAAGAAGCCUGGACAGUCUGUCCCAUCCCAGACAGACCUUACAAAAUCAAAGGGCAGCAACAUCAAGGCUCCUAGUUCAUCCACAAGCAAAAUACCAAAACCAAGACUUCCCAGAUCUACAGAUGUAUCCAACAGAGCAGGUAAACCCGUCCCACCAGUGCCAACAGAGCCCACAAAGACUAACAAGUCAACGCCAGGAACAAGAAAGGGCUUGGAUCCCAGCUGGUAUGGAGGAAAGGUGACCAGACAUCAAGCUGAAGCUGCUCUCAGAGAGGUGAACAAGGAUGGAGCAUUUAUAGUGAGGGACAGCUCACAAGGCGCGGCUGAGCACCCCUACACCCUGAUGCUGCUGAAAGACGGCAAGGUUUACAACAUUAUGAUCCGUAACCAAGCCGACUCCUACUCCCUCGGCACUGGCCACAAAAACAAGAGUUUCCCUGGGGUGAAGGAGAUGAUUACCCAUCACACACACACCCCGCUGCUGCUCAUUGAUGCCACAGACCACAGCUAUGACGCGCAGAGCCAAUGUUGUCUGCUGCACCCUGCGGGACUCUGACCAGUACCAACACCAAGCUUAAUGUGGGUGUUUGCAUCAGUCUUUUUAUGCUGAUUUGUGCACAUGUAUACAUGAACCCCCUCUGAACAAACCAUUUAAAUGUCACAAUUUUUGCAAACACAAAAGGUCAUUGUUUUGUAAUUCAGCUUUUUGCUAAUUUGUAUUUUUAGUAGACAGAAUGAGAGAAAAAGAAUGAUUUUACAUGGCUUGUGGUU